CUUUUUCUUCAUUUUCUUUACAUUCUUUUCACCUCAUAUCAAAUAAAAAUGCAAACUUUUUUCUUUCAAUCGUGUUUUUCAUUGCGAAAAUGAAAACCCAAAUUCCGAAUGAUUGUAGUUUUGCUAUUUGAUUGAAUACCCAUUUCACUGUGUUUGUCAAUGUUGUUUUAUUUUUAUUUUUUUUUGUUUUUUUUUGUCUUAAUGUUUUUUUAUUUAUUAUGAGACUGUUGGGGCAUGUGUGCUGAGUCAGUCUUUGUGUCACUCAGUGUCAUGAAGUUAUUGUUUCUUUAGGUUUUGGUUUUUUUUUUUUUAAAUGUUAUUUUGUGCUGUUGCAACUUUUUGUUUUCAUUUGUCAUGGUCUUGGAAGGUUCUAUUCUAUUAGGUGUUAAAAUUUGAUGUGAGUGAAUGUAAUUGAUUUGUUUACCUAAUAAAUUGAAUGCUUAAGUUGUUUGCAUUAUUUAUGUAUAUCAAUCGGGUGCUAUAUUCAAUUCAUUAAGGAUGGAUGCACACAGCUCUCAUCACGGUAGAAUUAUUGAAAUCAGUAGAGAUAUUCCAGAUGCAGGAAGGAAGAUUUGUGGCGAAGCACCAUGUGGAUUCUCAGAUGCUGGAGCCAUCUCCAAGGAUUCAAAAGAACGUUCAACUUCCAUGCGCAAGCUUUUGACAGCAGUGAUCCUUUGCGUUAUUUUUAUGGCUGUUGAAUUGGUUGGUGGCGUCAAAGCUAACAGUCUUGCAAUAUUGACCGAUGCAGCGCAUCUUCUUUCAGACGUUGCAGCGUUUGCCAUCUCCUUAUUCUCUUUGUGGGCUGCGGGAUGGGAAGCUAAUCCUCGUCAGUCAUAUGGAUUCUUUAGAAUAGAGAUUCUGGGCGCUUUGGUUUCUAUCCAAUUAAUAUGGCUGCUUGCUGGGAUCAUUGUGUACGAAGCCAUUGAUAGACUCGUUGCCGGUCCUCAAACUGUUGAUGGUUUUUUAAUGUUUCUAGUCGCUGCGUUUGGUCUUGUGGUUAACAUCAUUAUGGCUGUGUUAUUAGGUCAUGAUCACGGCCACGGUCACGAUCACGGCCACGGUCACAGCCACGGUCUUGGUCAUAGUCAUGGUCAUGAUCAUGGUCAUAGUCAUAGUCAUGGUCAUGGUCAUGAUCAUGAUCAUGGUCAUAGUCAUGGUCAUGAUCACGGUCAUAGUCAUAGUCAUGGUCACGAUCACGGACUUUCGGUUUCUACACAUGAUCAUACAAAAGACGAGCACCAUCACGAUCAUUCUCAUGAUCACAAAGGGAUUAAUGAACCACUUCUCGGUGAAUCAGAAAACAAAUCCAAGAAGAAGAAGCAGCGGAACAUAAACGUGCAGGGCGCUUAUCUCCAUGUACUCGGAGACUCUAUCCAAAGCGUUGGUGUAAUGAUUGGAGGAGCAGUGAUAUGGUAUAAGCCAGAAUGGAAAAUAGUAGAUUUAAUUUGCACUCUAAUCUUUUCCGCAAUUGUUUUGGGGACAACCAUCAACAUGCUCCGAAACAUUUUGGAAGUUUUGAUGGAAAGCACGCCUCGCGAAAUAGACGCCACUCAGCUUGAAAAGGGACUAUUGGAGAUGGAAGAAGUAAUUGCUGUUCAUGAGCUGCACAUUUGGGCCAUUACAGUUGGAAAAGUUUUGUUAGCAUGUCAUGUUAAAAUAAACCGCGAUGCCGACGCAGACCUGGUGCUGGACAAGGUUGUUGAUUACAUCAGAAGGGUUUAUAACAUCAGUCAUGUAACUAUACAAAUAGAGCGCUAGUUUUAUUUUUGUUGCUAUAUUGAUGAUUGUGAUGAGAGGGGUUUGGUUAAGACUAGUUGCCAUUGAGUUUCUGGAAUUAAACUCUCUCUAUGAUAAUAAUACUUUCAUACUCUUAUUUCAAGCAGUUUUAGAGUGUGAAUUUUUUUGACUAAAUUUUGGAAUGUGAAUUUCAGCAUAUUGCAUAUUGGCAAA
Cicer arietinum (chickpea) is the source of this 1950-nucleotide messenger RNA. RefSeq names its product metal tolerance protein A2-like. Gene Ontology annotation, biological process: zinc ion transmembrane transport. Gene Ontology annotation, molecular function: zinc ion transmembrane transporter activity. Gene Ontology annotation, cellular component: plasma membrane. Lineage: Eukaryota; Viridiplantae; Streptophyta; Magnoliopsida; Fabales; Fabaceae. The record is from RefSeq and is a predicted model, not a curated record.